AUGGCGACGGAACGCACCGGCAUCAUCCGGGGUCUUAACAGCGGCCACAAAACCACCCCCCGCGCUGUCAAGCCCCGUGUCUCCCGCACCAAGGGUCACCUCAGCAAGAAGACCGCUUUCGUCCGUGAGAUCGCCAAGGAGGUUUCUGGUCUCGCCCCCUACGAGCGCCGCAUCAUUGAGUUGCUCCGCAACCAGAAGGACAAGCGUGCCCGUAAGCUUGCCAAGAAGCGGCUCGGUACCUUCGGCCGUGGCAAGAGAAAGGUCGAUGAGCUGCAGAAUGUGAUUGCGGAGGCCAGAAGAACCGGCGCUCACUAA
Xylona heveae TC161 is the source of this 315-nucleotide messenger RNA. Its product is annotated as 60S ribosomal protein L36. Lineage: Eukaryota; Fungi; Ascomycota; Xylonomycetes; Xylonales; Xylonaceae. Gene Ontology annotation, cellular component: cytosolic large ribosomal subunit; ribosome. The record is from RefSeq and is a predicted model, not a curated record. Gene Ontology annotation, biological process: cytoplasmic translation. Gene Ontology annotation, molecular function: structural constituent of ribosome. Bases 1 to 315 code for a protein of 104 amino acids. The transcript has 4 exons.